Molecule: messenger RNA, 3855 nt
Organism: Bipolaris victoriae FI3
Lineage: Eukaryota; Fungi; Ascomycota; Dothideomycetes; Pleosporales; Pleosporaceae
Product: glycoside hydrolase family 1 protein
Exons: 6
Coding region: 1-3855 (1284 amino acids)
Biological process (GO): proteasome-mediated ubiquitin-dependent protein catabolic process; carbohydrate metabolic process
Cellular component (GO): GID complex
Molecular function (GO): hydrolase activity, hydrolyzing O-glycosyl compounds; protein binding
Source: RefSeq, a predicted model, not a curated record
AUGGAUCGGUUGGUGCAUCUUGCUGGAUUGAUGCUUUUGGCUCGGCCAAUUACUGUUGCUGCUGCUGCUGUUGCUGCCAAUGGGUCUUCUUCGCUUUCGUUUGCUCAGCCGACGGGUUAUAGCACUUCUAGCUACAACGCUUCUGCUCAACCUACGCCUUUUACCCGAACCGACUACUCGCACAAUGCACUUGCGGCGCUCUGGGAUCAAGUGGGACCUGUUGUCACGGGUACGGUUACAACGACCGUUGAACCGACGCCUGAGCCUUCUGUGUAUCCACAGCCAGACCCGCGUUACUACCAUGCCCUGGUCGGUACUGGGUACCCCGAGACUCAGGGCCUGAAGUUGCCCGCGAACUUUGUCUGGGGAUUGAGUUCUUCGGCAUAUCAGAUUGAAGGAGCGGCCAAGGACGAGGGCAAAGGGCCAAGUAUCUGGGAUCUGCUCUCACAUCGCGUGCCAAACUUUGUGGCGGACAAUACGACGGGUGAUGUUGUUGCUCAGCAUUACUAUCUGUACAAGCAGGACUUUGCUCGACUUGCAAAGUUGGGUAUCAAGGCGUUUAGUCCGAGUUUCUCGUGGCCGAGAUUCUUUCCCUUUGGCAAUGGGCCUGUCAACGAGGAAGCAGUUGCACAUUAUGAUGAUGUGAUUGCGACUAUGCAUGCCAAUGGGCUUCACCCUUCGGUGACACUCUUCCACUGGGAUACUCCACUUGCAAUCUUCAACGAGUACGGCGGAUGGACGGACCGCCGCGUUGUAGAUGACUUUUUCAACUACGCCAAGUUUGUCAUUACUCGCUACGAUGAGUUCGUCGACGAGUGGUUCACUAUCAACGAGCCCCAGUACUGCAACUGGCAAUAUGCAUCUUACCCAGCCGGGGAAUACUAUCCGGCACCCAACGGAGUCGGGCCUGGUAUCGAGGCCCGUUUCUUGUGUGGCCACUACACGCUGCUUGCCCACGCCAAGGUCGCAAAAUGGUACCACGAGGAAUUCAAGGGCCGUGGCCGCAUCACGUUCAAGAACAGCGGCAACUACUACGAGGCCAACAGCACAAAGCCCGAAGACGAAGUGGCCCGGCAACGCAACUUUGACUUUAGCAUUGGCUGGUUUGGGGGUUGCUGGACUGACGGCGACUACCCGCAAUCCCUCAAAGACACCCUUGGCGACCUCUUGCCUGAGUUCACGCAAGAAGAAAAAGACCUAAUCAAGGGCUCAUGUGACUUUUACGCCAUCGACCCUUACUCGUCGUUUGUAGCUUUUGAAGUCAACGGCGGCCUCGAGGCCUGCACUAGCAACCGCUCUCACCCUUCGUUCCCUGACUGUGCUGGCUCCGCAAGCAUAGCUCCCAAUGGCUUCCCUAUUGGACCUGCAGCCGACCCAGCCAUGUCGUGGUUCUACUCUGCACCCGCAGGCGUACGCCGCUACCUCAAGCACAUCACUCAAGUCCUCUUCCCCUCCAUCCCCGACAUUGUUGUCAGCGAAUUCGGCUUCGCAGAGCCCUUUGAAGCGCAAUGGAGCAACAUCAAUGCCGCACUGUGGGAUCUUAAGCGCGCAGACUACUACCAACAGUACCUAGACAAUAUCUUGCUUUCCAUCCAUGUGGAUGGUGUUAAUGUGACAGGCGCGUGGGGAUGGUCGAUAUACGAUAAUUUUGAGUGGCUGCUGGGCACCUCGGUCAGGUUUGGACUGCAGUAUGUGGAUUAUGAGAGUUUGGAGCGGUAUCCCAAGGCGAACCUUCCCUCCCCAAUCGCCGCCGACCGCCCAUCCACUCCGCCCUCCCCCGCUUCUUCUACUUCCCCAGUCAUCUCUGCCCCCUCCACUCUCCCCGGUCCCACCACCAACAUCCUUCCGUCUCAACGCACUCCAGCCGGAAAGCGCAGGUACAGCUUCUCCGACAGCGACGAUCACAACGACCACGGCGACCAAGACCCUCUUUCGCGCACCGACCGAGGCAGGCUAACCCGCCACACCUCGAAGCGCAGGCGCAGACUCGACGGGACCAUGCGCCUUGACAACGACGACGCAAAGACAUCACAAUCGCCCUCGCGAAACUUUACCAACGGUUCGUCACAAUCAUCGGCGCCCAGGUCGCCGCUGGGCAAGCAUGCGAAUGGCAGCUCCCACAAUCGGACUGAGAGCAACGGCUCCUACACAAAUGGAGGUCCGGUAGCGAACGGAGGAUCGUCGGUUCCCGCGACCUUUUUCGGCCAUGAUAGGGAAGAAGUAACGCGGAUACUCAUACAAAGUCUGACCGAUUUGGGAUAUCACAAUGCAGCAAGCGCAUUAUGUAAAGAGAGUGGCUUUCAGCUCGAAGGCCCCACGGUUGCAGCAUUCCGGAGCUCGGUCUUGAACGGCGAUUGGGAAGAGGCGGAAGAGUUAUUGUUUGGCUCAAAUGGAAAUGAUAAUGGAGGCGGCGUUGGUUUGGAUGCUUCGUAUGGAAAGCCGUGGGAAAAGUCGAGGUCGAAGACGGGCUCGCGGCAAUCUGCGGGUCUGACGCUUGCUGAGGGUGCGAAUCGGGAGGUUAUGUUGUUUUGGCUGAAGCAGCAAAAGUAUCUGGAAUUGCUGGAGCGAAGAGACCUUUCAAAAGCGCUUCAAGUACUCCGACAAGAGUUGACGCCACUUCACCAAGAUGUGGGCAGGUUACACGCUCUUUCAGCUUUUAUGAUGUGCCAGUCUGCUGAAGAUUUGAGACACCAAGCUCAGUGGGAUGGUGCUCGCGGCGAGUCGCGAAUGCAUCUUCUUUCAGAUCUGUCGAGGUCAAUUUCACCCAGCGUCAUGAUUCCAGAACACAGGUUAGCCGUAUUAUUAGACGAGGUAAAAGACAGCUGGAUCGCAAAUUGUUUAUAUCAUAACACAGCUGCAUCACCCUCGCUCUACCUGAAUCACAAUUGCGAGAGAGACGAUUUCCCCACAAAGGCCGUGCUUGAUCUAAGACAUCACAAGGACGAGGUUUGGUUUUUGCAAUACUCGAACGACGGCACCAAGCUGGCGUCGACAAGCAAGGAUUGCACAAUCAUCAUCUACGAGACGAGCACAUAUAGGGUGCUACAUCAAUUAGACGAACACCGAGAAUCAGGUGUCACUCAUCUCGCGUGGAGUCCUGACGAUACCAAGAUUGUAACGUGCUGCUCUCAACCAGAAAACUCUGCGAGGAUAUGGGACGUCAAGUCGGGUGCAUGCAUACAAUGCAUUAGCGACUUUACUUAUCCAUGCACAACAGCAGCUUGGGAUCCCUCCGGCACGCGCGUAAUCAUCGGAUCGCAAGACGACCGCAUGGGCUGUGGAAUCUGGGAUCUCAACGGCGACCUCAAGCACAACUUUUGCGACGACGGCGCAAGACUCCGCGCAAACGACAUUGCAGUAUCACCAAACGGCGAGCGCCUUGUCAUCAUCACCGAGAGCUCAAUAGUAGUCUUUGACUUUGUCAGCUACGAGAAGAUUGCAGAGUUCCAGCUCGACGACGUCAAACUAACCAGUGUGAUGAUCAGUCAGGACUCGCGCCACAUGCUUGUCAGCAUGAGUCCCGAUCAAAUCAAGCUUAUGGAAAUCGACACCGGCGACGUCAUUCAACGGUUUGAGGCGCACGUUCAGAAACAAUUCAUCAUCAGAUCUGCCUUUGGCGGUGCCGACGAGAACUUUGUCGUUAGCGGCAGCGAGGACUCGAGAAUAUAUAUCUGGCGCUCUAACGGUCUCCUCAUCGAAGCCCUCGAUGCCCACCCCGGCUGCGUCAACAGCGUAGCCUGGCACCCCAAAGAUCCCACUACCUUUGCCUCGGCAGGCGACGACAUGCGUGUCAAGAUUUGGAAACCAGCAUCUGCGUUGCCGAUACCGACGGAUCAUUCUGGCUAUGAACGGUAG